Molecule: messenger RNA, 724 nt
Organism: Cryptomeria japonica (Japanese cedar)
Lineage: Eukaryota; Viridiplantae; Streptophyta; Pinopsida; Cupressales; Cupressaceae
Exons: 1
Coding region: 338-541 (67 amino acids)
Source: RefSeq, a predicted model, not a curated record
UUAACAGGGGUGCACUUGCGGAACUUUAGCGAGAAAUUUCUUUACAAAUCUAGAACCUUCUGAGGUUUCCAUCUUGAUUCUUAUCUUGCGUAGAUCAAAUACCAUAAUUCAUUUAUUUAUUAAGCAAAGUUGAUCAGAAUUGCGUGAAAACCCUUUUCUGGAAACAGACUCCCCUAAUUGUGAAAGAAAGUGCAUCAGGAUUCCCUUCUGUAUUAACCAUUCUACCAUACUUGUGAAAGAAAAUUCAUUAGGAUUCUGUCAAACCCUUCUUUGGAGCCAUUAUCCCAUAUUUGUUUAAGAAAGUUGAUCAGGAUUGUGUGAAAACCCUUCCUGUAAGAUGUGUUUGGUGUUUGUUUGCGACGAAGACGAGAGGACUUUGAACACACAGGUGGCCCCUGGAGCGUGCCCUUACUGUGGAGGUGUCAUUACAGUUACAGAUGUAGAGAGCCAAUGGAGAUUCUGCUUUGUUCCCUUCUAUUUUAAAACGCGCCGAAGGCAUACUUGCACGCGCUGUGGCACCAGGCUUGUAGUUACAUCAUAAUCAAUUGCAAAAAAACUUGUAAUUCGAUCAUAAACAGGGUAGUUUUUUUUUUAAAGUUGUUAAAUAGGGUUUUGGAUAGCAUAAAUAUCAGUGUAUAUGAUGCCUUUCUGUUCUGCAAAUGUAAAUUUGAUGUUAAAAAGUACAAAAUAAAGGAGUAAUUAACAAUAGAGGAUAAUUUGAUGA